Messenger RNA from Helicoverpa zea (corn earworm), 698 nucleotides. RefSeq lists its product as uncharacterized. The coding region runs from base 16 to 597 and encodes 193 amino acids. Lineage: Eukaryota; Metazoa; Arthropoda; Insecta; Lepidoptera; Noctuidae. The transcript has 3 exons. The record is from RefSeq and is a predicted model, not a curated record.
GUGCAAACACAUAAUAUGUCUAUAUACGAACUGUGCCCGUUUCAUAAGAAGGGUCCUAGUUUGGAUGUUCAAGAUGUGGUUGGAAGCUGGAUGACGGUGUACAUGCAGCCGAAGUCUAUCGACUGCUUUAAAUUCCACAUAAGAGCUACGACGGAAUUGGAACGGGAACAGUACAUCAUAAAGUAUGGCGAGUUUGGUGGUCGCGUGGAUUGGAAUCUUUGUCGCCUGCAAGUGGAGUCACCAUUGGGCAAACACUUUCUGAUGGGCAAUGGAACGGAAUCCGGUCUACUGGAAAAUAUUAUUAUCAUUGAGGACAAAAACGCAGGUGAAUACUCAUUACAAAACCAAAGUGCGGACCAGUGGAUGGUAUUCGGCCGUCGAGGCAGUGAGGUGUUAUUGAUCCAAGAUUGCUACGGAGACACCGCGGCAGCGUUUGCGCGCGUCCCCUACUGGCCGACUGCGCCUGAACUUAGUGCAAUAUUCCAUCGCAGCGGAAUCGCUGCGCAAACGUACGGCCGACUGCUCUGCGAACCACGCAACAGCCAGAUGACCCAGCUUAAAACUAGUGAAGCAUACAAACAAAUCAGAAAUUAUUAACGACAAUGGCAUUGGCAUUAAGUGUUCCUGUCCCGAAAGAGGCUAAAAUUUUCAUGAUGAGGGUUAGGGUAUUUGAAUAAAAAUCGACGCGUAUUGUUUAA